This is a messenger RNA of Cercocebus atys (sooty mangabey), 12659 nucleotides long. RefSeq names its product EPH receptor B1 (gene EPHB1). Gene Ontology annotation, molecular function: protein binding; transmembrane-ephrin receptor activity; ATP binding. NCBI's taxonomy places the organism in Eukaryota, Metazoa, Chordata, Mammalia, Primates, Cercopithecidae. The transcript has 16 exons. Gene Ontology annotation, cellular component: neuron projection; plasma membrane. Gene Ontology annotation, biological process: axon guidance; protein phosphorylation; cell surface receptor protein tyrosine kinase signaling pathway. The record is from RefSeq and is a predicted model, not a curated record. Bases 4793 to 7681 code for a protein of 962 amino acids.
GUGAGAUAUAAAUUUCUGUUGUUUAUAAGCUACCUAUUCUAUAGUAUUUUGUUAUAGCAGCCCAAACAGAUAAAGACAGUUGGGCUCCUAGGAGACCUCCCUUACACCAGCCUCACCCCAGUUCACUCUUCUGUGCUAGUGCCAUCAGAGCCCUGUUCAUCCAGUACCUACUCCAUCCUGGGCCUGUGCCAUUCCAAUACCUGCAGUCAGAAGAUCCUUCCUGAGGCACCCAUUAGAAAAACCAAUUCUUCAAAUUAAAAACAAAACCCAAAAUUCCUCUAGGUUCCAUUUAAUUGAGUAAAACCCAGUCCUAUUUCCUUAGCUUCGCUUUCCAUGGGCCUCCUUAAUUACCUACAACUGACUUUUCUAACCUUCUCUAUCACCAAGGCUCUAAAAUAAGACAACUUGCUCUUCUUCAAACAUGUCUUUCCUAUCUCCACACCUUUGAUUGUUCAAAGCUCUUUGCCUGGAGUACUUUUCCCAUGUUUCCAUCCUUUAAUAUCCCACACAUCUUUAAUGGAGUGGUUCAAGUGGCUUCUCCUCCAUGAAGCAUGUCCUCACCCCUCCUUUGUGCUAUUAAUGAUGGAUUCAUUACACUGAUAUAUGAUAUAAACUCAUACAGUGUUAUUAGUUUAUGUAAUUGUAUUACUGUUAAGGAAGUUAGAGAAGACAUAGACUCUUUAUAUUAACCCACAUAUUUACCAUUUCCAGUGCUUUUCAUUUUUUUCCUCUGUUUUCAAAUUACCUUCUGAUGUCAUUUCUUUUAAUCUUGAAAAACAUUCUUUAGAAUUUGUUUGUAUUUUAUGCAGAUUUGCUGGUGACAAAUUCUCUGGCUUUGGUUGUCUAGGAAUGUUUUUAUUUUGUCUUCAUUUUUAUAGGAUAGUUUCACUUCUUGGAUAUAGAAUUCUACGUCCAAUUCUAGGACAUAGAAUUCUUGGUUGAUAGUUUGUUUCUUUUAGCACUUUGAAUAUCAUUCCAUUACCUUUGGGCCUCCAUUGUUUCGGAAAAGAAGUCAUAUUGAUCACAUUGAUGUUUCUCUGUAUGUUAUUUUCUUUUCCUUUGUGGCAUUGAAAAUGUUGUCUUUGUCCUUAAACAGUUUGACUAUGAUGUAUCUAGUUGUGGAUCUCCUUGUAUUACCCUAGUUGGAGUUCGUUUGGAUUUUUGGAUGUGUGCAGAUUGAUGUUUCUCAUUAAAUUUGAACUGUUUUAAACCAUUAUUUUUCAAAUGUUUUUAUUUCCCCCUUUCACUUUCCUAUCUGGAAAUUUUUUUUAUCACAGGUAUGUUGAUGUGCUUGAUGUUUAUCAAUGGAUUUCUGAGGUUCUGUUGGCUUUUACUUAAUCUUCUUCUCUGUUUUUUAGACAUGAUAAUUUCCAUUGAUCUAUCUUCAAAUUCAUUGAUUUUUUAGAUCUUUUGAUCUUGAAUUUUCUGUUGAGCUCCUCUAGUGAGGUUUUCAUUUCAGUUAUCGUUCUCUUGAACUCCAUAAUUUAUGUUUAGUUUUUAAAAUAAUUUCUGUCUUUUAAGAGAUGAUCUCUAUUUUUCUGUUCCUUAUUGUUAUACUUUCUCCAGUUAUUUAAAAAUGGUUUUAUUUAGGUUUUUGAGCAUAUUUAUAAGAGCUACUUUGAAGUUUCAUCUGCUGUAUCUAAUAUCUGAGGACUCAUAGAUAGUUUCUAUUGAUUGCUUUCUUUCUUGAGUAUGAAUUAUGCUUUCUUGUUUCUUUGGAUGUGUCAUAAUUUUCUGUUGAAAAUGGGACAUUUAAGGUAACGUAUUGUAGCAACUCUGGGUCUUAUUUUUCCCCCUGAAUGAUGAUGUUGUUACUGGUUUCUUUGUUUGUGAGUAACUUGCUUGGGCUAAUCUGUGAAAUAUGUCUUCUCUAUGGUAUGUGACCGCUUUUGUGUUGGUUCAGAUUUUAGCUUUAAUUUUUGUUUUUAUUUUUAUGUCUUGCUUCUUAGAGGUCUGUGUAGGUUAAUGGUCUGCCAAUGAUUAGACAGAGGUUGUGCUCAAGCACCUUGAGCCUCAAGACUUGCAUUCUCUGCUGUUGGAUCUGUGUGUAGGAAGGAAAGCACAUUCAAAAUUCAGGUCAUUUUGAAGUCUGCUCUGGCUUUGACUUUCCAGUGGGAUCUUUCACCUGUUCUACAAGCAAGCAUAGCCUUAGGGCUGGCCAGGAGUAUGUGGCUAUGUUGGCUCCUCUCUGGCCUUCAUUGAGUAUGUGCACAUCCUCAGCCAAGUAUUUGCUUGCCCCAAUCACGCCAUGGUCUCACCUGCUGAGCGCGUCACUUGUACUGAUGCUGCUGCUGGAUGUGGCAUAACCAACCACUCCAAAUCAAGUGAGUCCCCUUUGACCCACAGCUUUGAUGAUCUUCAUGCUGUUUCCUGCCCUAGCAAAACCUUCAUAUCAACAGAGCUCAGGGGAGGGUGAGGAGGAGGGUGCAUUUCUAGGCAAGAAUGCCACAGGUGCACACUAUUCUUACUCAAACUCCAGUCUUCGAUACAUAAAUACUUCUCAGAUUGUUGAACACCUUUAGUUAAUUUCCAGGAUACUGAGAUGGUUGUUUUUGUCACUUUUACUCAUUUUUUCUUUUUUCAAAGAGGGUUUGCUUGCCUCCUCCCUCUGCUCUAGCCACAAGCCUCUACCAGUUUACAUGUGUUUUGAUGUGACAGACUUUUCCUGGCUGUGGAGUCCCUGGAGAGCCUGAGUUUCCGCCCCCAAACAGUUCCACCUGUAUCCACUUCAGAUUUGUCUGUGAAUCUUCAGUGCAUGGCAUGAUGCCUGGCACCAAUCAGGUGCCCAACAAAUGUUUAUUGCCCUCAUAAUCUGAAAGAUGACAGACAGAGAGUGUUAUGCAUUUGGAUACUGGAUGUGGAGUAUUCUACAGACCUGGCUUUGGGUCGGUAGAAUGCUGUUGAUCCUUAGUUUCUCAUUUGUAAAAUGUCAAAAAUAAAACUUAAUUCUUGGAGUAGUUGUGUGAAUGAAAGAAGAUGUAGAAACCAUCUAGAACAAUACUUGUCAUGGAGUAGUUUUUUUGUAACUAUUAAUUUCAUUUCUUUCCAUAAGAUGUGGGAUUGAUGAAGAUAAUAUGCCUUGGGUGAUCUGGCUUAUCCAUCCAUUCAACUAGCCAUCCAUCUACCCAUCCAUCUUGCUGCAGAUGCAGUGAUAAAUAAAAUAAGAUUGUAUUCUGGAGAAACACAUCUAGUGGCAAAGACAGGCGUAAAACAUAACUUGCAAAGCUGUGGGCAAUAGCUACAACUGGCAUGAGUGAAGAAGUGCAUGCUCCAUGGCCACAGGAGUGACAUUUGGUAUAGAGAUCUGGUGUCCAUGCUUCUUUGCUGUGGCUUCGAGGUCUCUGGUCCAGGGCGGAGAGUCAGGGGUGCAGAGAGAUCAGACCACCCAGCCACAUUCUGCAUCCCAUAGAAUUCUUGUGUGAGGAGAUAUCCCAGCAGACCUUAAGCAGUAACAGUCAUAGAUAUGCUCACAUUGCCUCUCUAGGAGGUAGAAUUUUAUUUUUCCUGCCACAAUCAUUUUAUCCACUGUUUUGUUCCAAAGCGCUCACAUGUCACAGUAUUUCUGUGGAGUUGAGGAGCAUCUAGCAAGCUCUUAUUCCAUUUUGUUCAUGGAGGAUGCACCCUGCCCUCUCUUAGGGAAGUGGAACUACCCACACAAUAGCCCUCUGUCCCCUCUGCCUACUCACACAGACACGUACUUUGGAGGUGGAGGUUUUUUGUGCCCAGAUCAAAGAGGUCUCAUGAUCAUUUCUCUUCACACCUGCAGAGGGUCUUCUGAUGUGGGCCACACCUUUGGGGAAGUGGGGCUGCCAGCCUGUGCUUGGGAGUUGUAUCUCCUCUGAUCAGUAUGUUUCAUCCUUCAGGCACUGCCUCUCCUUGGAGGCCCAGGGGACAGGUGAGCAAGUUUUCCCUGUGUCUGUUCACCAGGCAGUAGGGCUCCUAGCUGUGUGUUAAGCCAGCAGCAAUUUUUCUUUGCAAAUACACACCCAUUUUAGAAGUUGAGGGCUCGGUGUUGUGGCCGAACAGAAGCCCAUUAUGAAGUGGUUCAUUGCUUGCACGUUGCGAUCUGCCAGGGCAGGGCUCUGAGGCCCCAUUUCGAGAAAUGUUAGUGCAGUCCAGUGGAGCCCAGGUUGCCCAUAAUGCUGCCUUUGCGAUACCUUCCAAGCCUUGCAUUGUUCCCUCCACGCACAUCAGCAAGAGCGUUGCAUGGGUGCUCCUUUGCUUGCCCUGGGAACUUUAUAGCCCAUAUUUACUAUUCAUUAUUGUUUCCAAAGUACAUCUUGUGUGAUGCCUGUUCAGUGGUAAAAUGGCCUUUCCCACUUCUUCUCCAUGGAGUUCUUCAAAAUCUGCUCCUGCCUGAGGGUGGGGGAAUGAUCCUCUUCAUGAAAGUCUUUGCAGAGGGGAUGGAAGCCUUGCUCACCUUUGCAGGAGGUGUUUGGGAAGGAAAGGCGUGGGGGCAAGGCAGAGCAGGCAGACUGAGUGUUCUUGUGGGACGCUCUGGUGGGAUGGACCCUGGUCCAUCAUUGAGGUUGAAACUGAAACCUCUGGGUGUUUACCCGGCGAAGUUACCCGGAUAAGGAAUGGGCCGGGAGGGUCAUGUGAUGGGAGUCAAGGCAAAAACAAAAGAAUCCAUUUAUUAUCCUGGCAGGAAAUUUGUUCCUUUGGAUUCUGUAGCUGCAGACAUAAUGAUUUCAUUUCCUUCGGUGGCGGGAGAUUAAUAGCCCUUACCCCUGGGCCUCUGUGGAUUGCUGUUUCCUCCAUUUCCCUAAGUGUCGUCAACUCUGAAACGUUAAUGGACACCAGAACGGCUACUGCAGAGCUGGGCUGGACGGCCAAUCCUGCAUCAGGGUGGGAAGAAGUCAGUGGCUAUGAUGAAAACCUGAACACCAUCCGCACCUACCAGGUGUGCAAUGUCUUCGAGCCCAACCAGAACAAUUGGCUGCUCACCACCUUCAUCAACCGGCGGGGGGCCCAUCGCAUCUACACAGAGAUGCGCUUCACUGUGAGAGACUGCAGCAGCCUCCCUAAUGUCCCAGGAUCCUGCAAGGAGACCUUCAACUUGUAUUACUAUGAGACUGACUCUGUCAUUGCCACCAAGAAGUCGGCCUUCUGGUCUGAGGCCCCCUACCUCAAAGUAGACACCAUUGCUGCAGAUGAGAGCUUCUCCCAGGUGGACUUUGGGGGAAGGCUGAUGAAGGUAAACACAGAAGUCAGGAGCUUUGGGCCUCUUACUCGGAAUGGUUUUUACCUCGCUUUUCAGGAUUAUGGAGCCUGUAUGUCUCUUCUUUCUGUCCGUGUCUUCUUCAAAAAGUGUCCCAGCAUUGUGCAAAAUUUUGCAGUGUUUCCAGAGACCAUGACGGGGGCAGAGAGCACAUCUCUGGUGAUUGCUCGGGGCACAUGCAUCCCCAACGCAGAGGAAGUGGACGUGCCCAUCAAACUCUACUGCAACGGGGAUGGGGAAUGGAUGGUGCCCAUUGGGCGAUGCACCUGCAAGCCUGGCUAUGAGCCUGAGAACAGCGUGGCAUGCAAGGCCUGCCCUGCAGGGACAUUCAAGGCCAGCCAGGAAGCUGAGGGCUGCUCCCACUGCCCCUCCAACAGCCGCUCCCCUGCAGAGGCGUCUCCCAUCUGCACCUGUCGGACUGGUUAUUACCGAGCGGACUUUGACCCUCCAGAAGUGGCAUGCACUAGUGUCCCAUCAGGUCCCCGCAAUGUUAUUUCCAUCGUCAAUGAGACAUCCAUCAUUCUGGAGUGGCACCCUCCAAGGGAGACAGGUGGGCGGGAUGAUGUGACCUACAACAUCAUCUGCAAAAAGUGCCGGGCAGACCGCCGGAGCUGCUCCCGCUGUGACGACAAUGUGGAGUUUGUGCCCAGGCAGCUGGGCCUGACUGAGUGCCGUGUCUCCAUCAGCAGCCUGUGGGCUCACACCCCCUACACCUUUGACAUCCAGGCCAUCAAUGGAGUCUCCAGCAAGAGUCCCUUUCCCCCACAGCACGUCUCUGUCAAUAUCACCACAAACCAAGCCGCCCCCUCCACCGUUCCCAUCAUGCACCAAGUCAGUGCCACUAUGAGGAGCAUCACCUUGUCAUGGCCACAGCCGGAGCAGCCCAAUGGCAUCAUCCUGGACUAUGAGAUCCGGUACUAUGAGAAGGAACACAAUGAGUUCAACUCCUCCAUGGCCAGGAGUCAGACAAACACAGCAAGGAUUGAUGGGCUGCGGCCUGGCAUGGUAUAUGUGGUACAGGUGCGCGCCCGCACUGUUGCUGGCUACGGCAAGUUCAGUGGCAAGAUGUGCUUCCAAACUCUGACGGAUGAUGAUUACAAGUCAGAGCUGAGGGAGCAGCUGCCCCUGAUUGCUGGCUCGGCAGCGGCCGGCGUCGUGUUCGUUGUGUCCUUGGUGGCCAUCUCUAUCGUCUGUAGCAGGAAACGGGCUUAUAGCAAAGAGGCUGUGUACAGCGAUAAGCUCCAGCAUUACAGCACAGGCCGAGGCUCCCCAGGGAUGAAGAUCUACAUUGACCCCUUCACUUAUGAGGAUCCCAACGAAGCUGUCCGGGAGUUCGCCAAGGAGAUUGAUGUAUCUUUUGUGAAAAUUGAAGAGGUCAUCGGAGCAGGGGAGUUUGGAGAAGUGUACAAGGGGCGUUUGAAACUGCCAGGCAAGAGGGAAAUCUAUGUGGCCAUCAAGACCCUGAAGGCAGGGUACUCGGAGAAGCAGCGUCGGGACUUUCUGAGUGAGGCCAGCAUCAUGGGCCAGUUCGACCAUCCCAACAUCAUUCGCCUGGAGGGUGUGGUCACCAAGAGUCGGCCUGUCAUGAUCAUCACAGAGUUCAUGGAGAAUGGUGCAUUGGAUUCUUUCCUCAGGCAAAAUGAUGGGCAGUUCACCGUGAUCCAGCUUGUGGGUAUGCUCAGGGGCAUCGCUGCUGGCAUGAAGUACCUGGCCGAGAUGAAUUAUGUGCACCGGGACCUGGCUGCUAGGAACAUUCUGGUCAACAGUAACCUGGUGUGCAAGGUGUCCGACUUUGGCCUCUCUCGCUACCUCCAGGAUGACACCUCAGAUCCCACCUACACCAGCUCCUUGGGAGGGAAGAUCCCCGUGAGAUGGACAGCUCCAGAGGCCAUCGCCUACCGCAAGUUCACUUCAGCCAGCGACGUUUGGAGCUAUGGGAUUGUCAUGUGGGAAGUCAUGUCAUUUGGAGAGAGACCCUACUGGGAUAUGUCCAACCAAGAUGUCAUCAAUGCCAUCGAGCAGGACUACCGGCUGCCCCCACCCAUGGACUGUCCAGCUGCUUUACACCAGCUCAUGCUGGACUGUUGGCAGAAGGACCGGAACAGCCGGCCCCGCUUUGCAGAGAUUGUCAACACCCUAGACAAGAUGAUCCGGAACCCGGCAAGUCUCAAGACUGUGGCAACCAUCACCGCUGUGCCUUCCCAGCCCCUGCUCGACCGCUCCAUCCCAGACUUCACGGCCUUUACCACCGUGGAUGACUGGCUCAGCGCCAUCAAAAUGGUCCAGUACAGGGACAGCUUCCUCACUGCUGGCUUCACCUCCCUCCAGCUGGUCACCCAGAUGACAUCAGAAGACCUCCUGAGAAUAGGGGUCACCUUAGCAGGCCAUCAGAAGAAGAUCCUGAACAGCAUUCAUUCUAUGAGGGUCCAGAUGAGUCAGUCACCAACAGCAAUGGCAUGAGAACUCUUGUUUUUUGGGGAAAGAGAGGAGGGAAAAGCACCAAGGUCAAGGGGGACCAGAGGUUGACCACUGUGGAAUGUACUGGAGAGACUGGCUUCCCAGCUGAGGAAUGCAUUUCCAUCAGUGAAGAAUCAACCGGACCUGUUGCUAAUAGGCAGCCUUCAUUUCUCAGUGACAGAAGCAUGUUUGAGAUGCCGUGGGAAACCAAAUAUAUAAUAAUAAAAAUAUAAAAAGGUGAUGUUCAACAGAAGUGAAGGCAAAACAAUAUGCAUCAGGAGAACAAGAGUAAACCCAGCUCCUAUCCUCAGUGGGCUGGAGUUGCCCAUCCACAGGAAGAAAGGGAAGGAGGUAGAAGGAAGAAACAGAAGCAGUGUUCCAUUUUCUUCCUCACCAAUGACAUUCUUUUCUUUUCUCCUUUUGUACUCCUCCCUGAGAGUCCCCUCCCUUCUCCCACACUCGUUUCCCUUUGCUCAUGACUCCUGUAGGGAAGUUUCUUCAAACAAAACCCAGCUCCUGAGUCUCCAGAUGUUGUUCUGUCAGUUGCCAAAGGACUUUGCUGACCACUGCAUGGGGAUCCAACCAAUUCAAUUAAUGUCUUCAUAUUGAAGAAGAGAUGUACCUUCAAUUGAAAACCUCGUUUUUCUUUUGUUUGCAUUUUCUGCAAAAAGGAAAAAGAAACCACAAAUUGGAGAAAAAAAAAAAAAGAAAAACCUGUUUCCGUGUGCCAAAGCACACAUAUGUAUGUCUGCGUUAUAAAAUGACUGUGCUUGUUCAUAACAGAUGCAAACAAGAAAGAAGAACUGGGAAGUCUUUGUCCCUAGGAAAUCCAAAGGGGCUGGAAUAUGGUGUUGGUUUGGCUUUCUGGUUGGCCCAAUCGGCCUAUUGGCUCAAUGGGAAGAGAGGAGAGGGAGAAAAAUAAAAUGAAAGGAAAAAAAUAAAAAGCUUGCAAAUUCAGACAGGAAACAGGUGAGUGGUUUGAAUUGGAUGCAGUGUGGGCCAUCCUGGAAUGAUACUGACUGAUUAAUUAUUCCUGAUAACAUCUGAAGAAAAGGAGAAGGAAAGUGUUUCUGGAGAAUGUUCUUUCACAUCACUGGAAUCUGCAAUUCAAGAAGUGACAAGGGAGAAUUCUUGCUUUACCUAUGGACUGGCUUAAGCCACGUGGCAUCCGAGGAAUGUUUCAAAUGUGUCUGUGUUUCUCUUUACAUUCCUUAUUGUACCUCAUCGUUCAAUUCACUUUUGUAAAUUCCACCUAACAUUUAAUUAUUUUUAAUUUCUCCUUUUACCUUAAUCUCCUUGCUAAUUUUAUCUGUCUAAUUAAAAUGAGCAGAAGCAUGUCUGGGUUUACGUAAAAUGGUGUCAGAGUGUGUAUACCUGGACCCCAGUGGGUUGUCCCCAAGUUUCAAGAGAAUCCUUAAAAACUGUCUUUCUUCUUUCUAAUGUGGGAGGGAGGGAACACAUCCCUGACCCCAUGAAUGCCAAGAAGCAGAAUAUAUUAAACUCACUGGCACUGAUGUGACCCAAAGGAAAAACUGAAUAAAAGAGGCUUAAGAAGUCGCUGGCAAAUAAACACAAACAAUCACCAUGAAUACACUAUCAACCCUGAUUUUAGUUUACACACUGCAUUUGAGAAGUCCACAUCCAGGCCAAUUUUGUAAAUGUAGACUGCUUGGUUGUGGUUUAUCUAUGAACGUGCAGUUGGGAGUGGAGGGAUAUGAGGUAGUGAAAGAUGUUAUGGUUGCCAAGUAGCUCAUUUAAUACAUAUUUACAUUGAUAAUAGCCUUUUCCCCUAGUCAUUGUUAACUUUGAUAUGAGGUGGUUCUUGUCUUCUAAAAUCACUGGCCAAGAUCCCCUGAACAAUCAACCCCCUCAGAGCGGCCCACUGGCCUGGGGGUACAGCAUUAAUUCAGGGGAGCUCAUCUUAAUCACCAUCCAUGUGCUGAACCCCUGGAGAAUGGAAGUAGAUGGACAGAACUCCUCUCAGCAAGUUUGCCUGAGGCUGCAAAGGACCCCAAACCAACCACACAAGUAGAAGAGAAAAUUUCCCUUUAUUAAUUGCUUACCAAUUCCAUGCACAAUUUACUAAUUACCCCAAAGACCCCAAUCCAUGAGUAUCAUACAAGUCUAAGCAAUUUGGCUAAUCUACUCUCAAUUUUCCACAGGAAUGAAUUUUAAUCUGUCACUAAAUUCCUCUGGCAGAAUCUUUAACCCCGAAUUCUCACUGCCGCCUCCACCAAUGCCAGCUCAUCUUCUGGUUGUGGACAAAGCAGGGUCGAGGUGAAAGUCCUGUUAAACCCUUUGGCUUGGUUUCACCAUAGAUCCCAGAAUGGAGAGAGCGAGAACCCAAAGUGCACAAGAGGAAAGCAUGAGAGGUCAGCAGAGCCAAGGCCAGGGUGCCUCAAGGCACAGUUUUCAGUGAGGUGAGCACGACCAAGAUCUGGACACCCCCAACCGCCACAGAUGCCCUGCACAAGGCCCCACCCCUACACCCCAGAUGAACUACAGGAACACAUGAAGCCUGAAGGGAAGGAGAUGUGUCGCUAGUGAGUGAGACACAUUACCUCUGCAGCACGGGGCCAGCCAUGAAUCUUUCUGAGCCUCCAUUUCCUCAUCUGUGUAAUAGGAAAAUAUCACCUACCUUCGAUGAAGAGUAUCUAACAUUCAUGAGCAGGUUCUCUAUGCCAGGCACUUAUCUAAGUGCCUUACAUGCAUGAAAUCUCUUCCUUACCGUAAUCUUGUGAAGUAGUAGCAGGUAAUUUAUUGUUCCCAAUUUUGGAUGAGGAAACUGAGAGACAAAGGCCCUUCACAGAUCACACAAUGGUGGAGUCAGGAUUUUGACUCGGGCAACCUGACUCCUUGCUCUUAACCACUUACCCCAGUGGGUCUCACACUUGAGUAUGCAUUGGUAUCACCUAGAAGUAUUGUUAAAACAAAGAUCAUAGGCCCCACCUUUGGGCUCCUGAUUCAGCAGGUCUAGAGUGGAACUAGAGAACAUGCACUUCUCACAAGUUUCCAGGUGCUGCUGAUGCUGCUGGUCCAGGGACCAUGCUUUGAGAACCACUGUAUUACCCCAGCCUACCUUCCUGAGAAUUAGUGAUAAUAGACAUAAAGCUCCUGCUUCAGGAAAUCGUAGUGAUCAGGGUUCUUGAGAUACCCAGAAAGAAGGGAAUGAACCCUCACACUUUUGGCAUGAAGUGAUGGGAGAGGCUGGUUCCCAUCUAGUGUCUCCUCCACUGGCACAUUUAGCUUCAGGGGGCUUUACUCACACCUUCAAAGAAGCUCCGUGGGGAGAAUACUGUCAGUGAGAUCCCCAAUGCUCUAAAUUUCAGCUACAUAUGCUGCCUCAUCAUCUCACAGAAGACUAAAUCCAAUUUGGACCCUUACUUACACUUACUUGCUUACUUACACUUUGCACAAUGGUCAGUGGCCCAUGGCCCUGAGAGCCAGGUUAAAGAGAUGGAACCUGCAGCCAUGCUGUGUAGCCCAGAGUGUGAGCUAAAAGGGGACUGCUCAGCCAGCACAGAAAGGGGACUGCUCAGCCAGCACAUAAAGGGGGCUGCUCAGCCAGCACACCUGCAGCCACUGGGAGUCAGGUGGGCAGAGGUCACACGGGGGCAGGUGGGAGGUGUUUAAUUAAUGUUCCCGGGUCAAGGGUAAUGGAAAUGGAGGUGAUUUGUGGAGAAUUCUUGGAGAUUAUGCCCCACCUUUCCACACCCUCUCCCUGUCCCUUCCAGCACUCAAAGACAUGAAUGACUGUAGAGAGGUAGAUAAAUCGACAGAUUAUAUGUUUAUUGUAUCACCUGGGUGUCCAAAUACAUUCAUACACUACUGAAAUUAUGUGCUUCUUUCCACCUUCCACCUCUCCAUAUGUCUCCUUCCCACCACAUUACAUGUGGAGCCAGGCCACUGGAUUCUUGCCAAGGCCACCUGGGAUAAUGGAAUUAAAUGAGAACACAAAGUUUUUCUUAACCGUGCACUUAUGAAGAGAGCAGAGAAACCAGUGAGGGUUGAGGAAUAGGACUUUAGGAAUAUCGGAGGGCAGGAAGACUGAGACAUACAGCAGGAAGAAGAGAAUUUACAAAGUAUCAGUUAAAAUGAAAGGUUCUAACAGUUCCCUGGCAUUCUAAGAAGGCCUUUUGGCCUUUUGGAGGAGCCUGGGAAUCCAUCAUCUUUUCAGAAAUAUUAGUGACUCUGGCACCAACUGGCUGAGGGCAUGGUGAGGUCCCUGUCAGUGAAGCAAGGGGGAAGACACAGCCAUGAUGGGGAUCAGCCACAAAGAGGCACCAUCCAGAGCACUCCAAGGACACACAGUGCUAAAAGAGGCCUUACGAUUCCUAUCAGCGUGAGUUCUGCAUUGGCUGAGACUUGCAGUCCAUGUAGAAGUCAUAGAGCCAUUUCUGAAGUGGCGAGAGGUUUUGUAUUGUCCAAGAUAUCAUUGGGACAUCGGUCAGGGGCACAGUAGAGGGGAAUCCCUGAGGUCACAGAAAGGUGGCCAAAAGAGGAAAGGGUAUGUCUAGAUCACACUGGAAGGUCAUUCCAGUUGACUGAGGUCCAAUGGCAACUAUGUUCACCACCAGGGAGUCUCCUGAGACCAGCCAUUUCCAAAUGAGAACAGUUAUACAGAGGUCUGAGAACAAAUUCUCAGUCCCUCUCAGAGAGUGCAAGCACUGGUAGGGGGUGGGAGGAUGUGUUCUGCAGACCUGAUGAAGGGUGGAUGGGAUGGGUGGGCCUCCAUCACUCACCGGGGAAAAAGGAGAGCCCUCCCUCCUGCAUCCCGCCUGGGCUGGCCCUGUUAUCACAGGUCCUUGAGGGGUUCUCAUGCCACUGUGAGUCAUGACUUAGCACAUAGUAUCCUAGCAGAACCUUGUGGUAAUUCUCCAAAUGAAAGUGGCCACAGGACACAUCCUACUCACCUAUGUACCCAGCACUCAACACACUGACACAUGGAAGAUGCACAAUAAAUGUGUGGUGAUUGAAAUAA